AUGGACCCUGAAGAGUUGAGAAUGAUAAGGAUUCUCAAGGUUGUGAAAGGGGAUAGUGGUUCCAUGGCAAAGGUUGAAGUGCCCAUGUAUGGAGGGAAAAGAGAUAGUGAAGAGUUCCAAGCAUGGAUAGAUGCACUUGUCAAUUUCUUUGAAUUUGAGGAGGUAGAGGAUAUCAAGAAGGCAUGGGUAGAGUUUAAUAAGGGUCCUUAUAAGGAUAAAGUUCUAUGUGAUAUUAUUCCAAUGGAUGUGUGUCACCUUCUUCUUGGAAAGCCUUGGCAAUUUGAUAGGAGAGCUCAACAUGAUGGGCAUAAAAACAUUUAUGCUAUUGAGAAGGAUGGAGUGUCAUAUACCCUUGAACCACUACAACAAGAUAUGGGUGCAACUCAUGAAGGACCUAGUGUCAUGGUGGUGAAGGAAAAGGAGUUUUUGAAGGACCUUGAAGAGGAAAGAUGUGGAUAUGACAUUAUAGCUAAUCCAAUCUACAAUACUGCAACUAGUGACAAGGAAGAAGUCCCAAAUGAAGUGCAGGGCCUACUUGACAAGUAUGAGAAUAUAGUAGUGGAGGAGUUGCCAAAUGCUUUGCCUCCAGCCCGAGAUGUAAGUCAACACAUUGACUUAAUACCUGGUGCAAGUUUGUCCAAUAAGGUAGCAUAUAAGAUGGCACCUCAACAAAAUGAGGAGAUCAAAAAUUAG
Molecule: messenger RNA, 693 nt
Organism: Cryptomeria japonica (Japanese cedar)
Lineage: Eukaryota; Viridiplantae; Streptophyta; Pinopsida; Cupressales; Cupressaceae
Exons: 2
Coding region: 1-693 (230 amino acids)
Source: RefSeq, a predicted model, not a curated record